AUGGCACCCCUCAAUCGAUCGUACUCCCUGCCCGUCUCCCUGUCCAACCCCGUGUCCCGUCUCAAAGCCCUAAGUGGAGCUGCGAGUAGAGACGAGGUAAGCAAAAAUCAACGUGAUUCUGUUAAAUCCCCCUUAUCUACUCCCCCUCUCGCUGCUGUCAUCGAAGACAGAGCUUCCUCUUCCACCUAUCAAAGACCUUCUCCGGAGAGUAUUGAGUCUGCGCCUUUGGAGGAAGAGAGAGCUAGAAGGAGGUUCAGGAGGCCUAAAAGUGUUAAGAUCAAGGAGGUAGAGGAAGGAAAAGAGAGAGAGCACGAGCUGACUAUACCUGUCCCUAACCAAACUUAUCCCCCUUCUUCCACCCCUUUCUCAACUUCCACUCCACUCCCUCUCGACAAUCAGGCUUCCAACCUGAUCCUCGGUGCCAUCGACCGUGGAAGACCCGGUCAGAUCUCCCCAAGUAGUUCAGCAACCGAUCUCAACAAGCGAUCAAGCGGAGCUUUCGCUGCGUUAGGACUGAAAGCAGCAUCUAUCGGCUUGGCAACUCCAUCAAGAGUUCCCGAUGAAACUGGUACAGAUACCGCCCCUACCAGUACAACCUCGACACCCAAGGCAUCCUUCCUUCAACCAUCCAAACCUGUCGGUGGAGGAUCUUCCCGAGGACCAAGAGCACCUUCCCCAUUCUUCCGAGCUAGGAAGUCGAGAGAACAAGCGCGAGAAAGAGAAAAGAGUCCGGAAGUCAAAGCGUUGAAGAAGGAUAAUUACGGCGCAGAAUCCGAGGUUGAGCCUGAAACUGAAGCCGAGUCAGUCAGCGGUGCACCCAAGAAAUAUCGACCUCAAGCAUCAGCAUAUGUAGAUGAUGAUAGUGCAUCGGACUCGGCGGCAUCUCAGUCUGAUUCGGAAUCGCAAUCGGGAGAUGACGAAGACUAUGCUGAUAUCAUUGAUGAAGACGGAGAAGUAAUUUUCGAUGAAGAGACCGAGAAGAAUACCGAAGCCAAUGCCGUCUUCUUCGAAGGUGACGCAGCUGGGCUAGGCGGUAGAUCAGCAACGGGUGAAGAAGGUGAUAAGGAAGAUACCAAUGAUCCUGAAGUCCCCUCGAUAUCACCGAGGGAUGACGAUCAAUUGGAUUUCUUCGGCGAAGAAGUAGAACAAGACCCCUUGGGUGAAGGACCCAACGUCGUCGUGCCCCCUCAAUCUCUGUUCCAAACUUCUUCACUGCAUCAACCGAAAAGACGAAAAUCGCUCAGAUCAGGUAUCGAGCUUGUCACUUCCCGACCUAGCUUUGCCAGAGAUAGAUGUACGAUCACGCUCACUCAUGGUGACCCGGAUGCAGCUUUGGAAGCCAGUGCGAGAGAUGGGGAUGAGCUAUUUAUGAUUUCGGUGAAGGAAGAUGAGAGUAAAGUUGAUCCAAAAGCAUGGUCAAAUUCGGAUCGAGCUCAGAAACUUCGCGUGCAGAAGGAGCGACAAACGACUGCAUUACUUUUGGUCAAACAAGUCACUGGACUAUUGCAGCGGACUCGACUGAAUAUCACGGUGACAUGUCAAUUCGUUCAUGCUAAGAACGCAAGGCACAUGUUGCUCGAUCUUAUUGACUUCCUGGAACCCACGAUGAAAUCUUCUGUUCCCGUGAUGGUCGCUCGAAGACGUCUUCAACGACCAUUACGAAAGACGAACCCAGCCAAUCUCAGACAUUCACCUCGAGUCAGCCUCGCUUCUGCCAGUAUCGAGAAGACCGCUUCGAGUAAACAGGAAGAUGAAGUCAUGGAUGUCGCUGAGUCUGAGAAAGAGGAUGGUAAACCUACUAGUGCUAGCACCAGUGGACCUAACCCUCCUGCUUAG
Messenger RNA from Kwoniella mangroviensis CBS 8507, 1836 nucleotides. RefSeq lists its product as uncharacterized. The transcript is spliced from 9 exons. The coding region runs from base 1 to 1836 and encodes 611 amino acids. Lineage: Eukaryota; Fungi; Basidiomycota; Tremellomycetes; Tremellales; Cryptococcaceae. The record is from RefSeq and is a predicted model, not a curated record.